Varroa destructor (honeybee mite) is the source of this 7221-nucleotide messenger RNA. Its product is annotated as innexin shaking-B-like. Gene Ontology annotation, cellular component: plasma membrane; gap junction. Gene Ontology annotation, molecular function: gap junction channel activity. The record is from RefSeq and is a predicted model, not a curated record. NCBI's taxonomy places the organism in Eukaryota, Metazoa, Arthropoda, Arachnida, Mesostigmata, Varroidae.
GCAACAAAAUAAUAACAAGUGGUGGUGAUUGUUACACAAGUGGUUACGAAAGUGGUCAUCAGAUAUUGUUACAUCGUCAAACACGCCCUAAAAACAGGUUGGAAGGAAGUCGGUGGGAAGUUCGUUCUUAUUGUGGUCAGGAAAUCAACUACGAAGAUAGAGAGAAACAGCAAAAUCGGCUAAGUGACGUCCGAUCGUCGCCCAUAACGAUCGGUGGUGGUAGUGCUGCGCCAGUCCCGGAGGAACCGGGUCGCUAUCGGCUCUGCCGUCGUCGUUCAUCUUAUGUCUGCUGUAUCAGUUUAUUAUUAAAUUAUACAGCUGAAAAGUCUAUUCAAUCAAGCCAGCUGAGUCAUAGCAACCAGACAAAAAGAAGAGGUCAAACCGAUAAUACUGAUACAAACAACAACAACAACAACUAUAAUAACAGAAAUAACUAUAACAAUAACGAAACAAAUUGUUGCCAUUGCUAUAAGUGCAGCAGUUGGAGAAACGAGCGCAGCUUAUUCUGCAAGAUAAAAAAGCACCACGACGAGGAGGGAAACGACAGCGAUCAGAACACCCUAAACGAACUCCGGAAUAGGUGGGGCCGCAGUAGCUGCGAGACUCUUUGGUGGUCCCAGAAGCGGGGUAGAAUUUGUCGGUGUGGGCCGCCCCAGCUGCUUCGUCGGGCUCCACCACCGGCCGCGUCAGAACAUUCGUCAGCCAUGCUCGAUGUUAUACGUUCGGUCAAGUCUCUCUUGAAGGUAUCGCGAGUACACAUCGACAACGAUGUGUUCCGACUGCACUACACCGCGACCUGUGUGAUCCUGCUUGCUUUCUGUAUAGUAGUCACCACGAAGCAGUAUGUAGGAGAUCCCAUCGACUGCGUCCGGUCUGCGGAGGUCCCUCAGAGCGUCAUCAAUACCUAUUGUUGGAUCCACGCGACCUACUCGGUCAAGUCGCUCAUGCAUUCGGGUCACCAUAAGGAAGUUGUCUAUCCCGGUGUGGGCUCAAGAUCGUUAUCAGCGGACUCUUCGCCCAGCGACCACAAGUACCACAAGUACUAUCAGUGGGUGUGCUUCAUGCUGUUUUUCCAGGCGACACUUUUCUAUAUUCCUCGUUGGCUAUGGAAGUUAUGGGAAGGAGGCAAGAUACAGACGUUAAUGAUGGACCUGGAUGUAGGAAUGUGCGGUGAAACGGAAAGAAAGCAUAAAAAGAAGCUUUUGGUCGACUAUCUCGUCAACUCAUUACGCCAGCACGAUUGGUACGUAGCGAAAUACUUCACGUGCGAGUUUAUGGCGUUCGCCAACGUUGUCGGCCAGAUUUUCCUCAUGGACAAAUUCUUCGAUGGAGAGUUCCUCACGUACGGACUGGAAGUAAUCCGCUUUAUGGACCAGGGUGACGAGGAACGCAUCGAUCCCAUGGUUCGAAUCUUCCCGCGCGUCGCCAAGUGCCAGUUCUAUAAGUUCGGUCACUCCGGUACUAUAGAGACCCACGACGCCAUUUGUAUAUUACCCCUCAACAUAGUAAAUGAAAAGAUCUAUAUUUUUCUUUGGUUUUGGUUUAUAAUCCUGUCGAUACUCACGGGGUUCGUAGUUUUGCAACGAGUCAUAUUGACCGCGUGUCCGCCGGUACGCGUCUACUUGCUGAACAUGCGGUUCCGGCUCGUACACUACGACCACUUUCACACCGUGGUUCGACGGGGCUCUCUUGGUGACUGGUUCCUGAUAUACAUGCUCGGCCAAAACCUCGAUUCAAUGAUUUUCCGCGAAGUCAUCGCCGAUAUGGCCAAGAGGAUGACGGCUGAGCCUAAAGAUUCAUCAUCGGCUGCAUGACGACACGAGUUCCGACCGCUCCAGCACUGUCGGGAGGCUCCGCCACCGCCGGGGAUGGUCGGCCUGGGUACUGCAAGAACCAGCUUCGCAGUACCUUCCCAUCAGGAAGUCUGAAGUACGGCUAAGCUAUCCGAGUCGCUAAACCGUCGCUUACUGAUGCUCAAGCGGACCCUUCUUCGAUCCACGCGAAACCGCCCGCCCCGCGAGCGAGGCCCCGUUCCCAACGGAAGGCCCAUUCACAAUGAGGUCAUCCGAAUACGAUCACUCUCGCUCGUUCAGGUGCCUUACUAGUCGCGAUUCCAUUUUAACUAGCAGAUUCUGUUCAGCCCCUCAGAAACAACCGUCCACCCGCACACGUGGAGGACCAUUAGCUGUUAGUGGGCACACGCACAGCGUAAGUCUUGAUUUGGUUUGCUUCGACGAGAGAGAAAAAAUAUCAGGACGGCGAUAACGACAACGAUUAGGUAGUUUUUUUUGUCUGUUAUUAUUGCUGAUAGUUACGAAACGGGAGAAGCGCGUGGAGUAACACAGGGAAGAUGGAUGGCGCCGUUAGGCGUUAUCCUGAAGCCGGAAGUAAAAAAAGUGCUCGUUGAUUUUUGCCAUAUAAAGCAGCAAGGAGGAAAAGUAAAUGGCUAUCUAAGAGAAUGUACGGAGGAUAAAAGUGUAAGAAUCACCAACUCGACCUUUGUCGUGAUGCUCUCAAAACAACGGGAACGUACGCAUCGCUUUACGUUAGUUGGCGUGUAUGAGAGCAAUAGAACAUGCAACAAAACUAUUGUACAUACAAAUAUAAAGGCAUAGAACGAUUUUCCAGUUUCUAUACCGCCAACAGGUUUACGGUUCGAAAGCAGCGUGUCAUAUCGCCGUCUUCAUCGUAUUGUUAAAGCAUUGUUGAUCAUUGUAUUGAAUCAAUAUAAAAAAAAAAAAAUUUGCGACGAGCGAAGUAAACGUGCUUAGUAAUCAAAGGCAAAUAUUUAAGCAAAAAGAUCGGCUUCAAAUUGUUCUCAACUAUUCUUCCAUUUGCCGCUAGUUGUUUUUCUCCUGUAAUUGCAAUUAGCGUUUUUCCAUUAUGACUAUUAAACGUAUUACGAUUGUGCCCUGCGUGUCAAGUCGCAUCUAUAUUUAUACACUGCAAACGUACGUCGUGUCAUGUAUAUGUGCCGACAAGAAGCAGCUUUAGCUGAUAAUAAUAAGGCAAUAUUGCAACAACUACUACUACUUCCUAUAUGAAGGACAACAAAAUGAAGUACGGAAUCAAGAUAACUGCGUGUGUCUGCAAGUGCUUUGUGUUGUACUGCCCCUUCCCUUAGUCUCGUCAGCCGAGCGAAUCUUAAUAUCAGGAACGUGCGUCAAGAACUUACUCUGCCGCACCGCGUGACCGAACAAACCAGAACACUGCGAAAGGACGACCCGCUGUCUGGCUGUCGCACACUGCCACAAUUGUCGGCCUGCGUUAAAAAAAUCUUCAGAGGAAAAAAGGAAGUUAAUGAAAUCGAAAAACGAGCGAGGAUGCAUUAACCAAUAUAAAAUUCUCUAAAAAUCGAAAGAAAGGCCUGGCCAUGAUGCGUGAAUGCUCUAAAGAACAGCCAGGCGGGGAAGACGAAGAUAAGAGUGUCAAUGUUUAGAGCGAUAAGGAUAAUUUAAAAAAGACGGGAAACAAAACAAGGACAAGGACAGUUCGAGAGAAGGAACACUCUUCAAGGAGUUGCCAGCAAUCUAUUAUUAUAUCAGCUGACAGUGAACAAGGACCGAGCUUCAACUAUUACAAGAAAAAUUCAAGACUCUCCUAAAGCUCGGGAUAUCGGUCUUCGAUAGCCUCUUCAAUACUAGCGCUCAGGAUGGUGAGAGAGAAGGGAGAGAAACCGGGAGAUUGGAGGCUGCGAAAAAAGAAAAAGCUGAAAUGAUCGGAUCAAGUGGUGGAUCAAAUUAGCGACUGAUUGUAAAACCAAAUAUGGAACAUGCAAAAAUCAAAUCAGAAGGAGAGGAUUCAGAUGCGACGCUGUGAACGCAGGCGCCACAAUAUAGGCUUACACAUAAGUGGCAUCUCGUAAUUUACCUCCCGGUUUUUCUGACGAACGGUAAUUUCUGAGAGUUGCCUUAGCCAUAUCAGACAGCUGGCAGUUUCCGUGAAGUCUUCUUCUACAGAUAAAUACUACGUCCGACUGAGCGAAGUAGUGGAACUGCAUCGGUUGGGCUGACCUGUGCCUAUGCAAUUUCUCGUCUCGUAUCUGUGACUAUGCCUGUAGCUGAUCUUACUACGCCGACCAUCUACUUAUGAUUGAUUCGUUCACCCAUCGUCCAUCUGUAUCACUGUGUAUCUUAUACAGAACAGCAUUUUUUUCCAAUUGCAUCACGUGUGGACGCGUGUCUUGCCAUUGUCACAAUGACGUUUUAGUGAUUUACGAACGCUGCGGAGACACGUUUCUCGUGUUACCUGUAACAACUUUAGAUGUAUAACGGAAACGAAAGUAAUCGAAGCGAUUAGGCGUCUUAUGUGCGUAAUACUUGGAAUGUACAUCAUGUAAAAACAAUAACACAUUGCCAGAAAACACUAUGAGCAGUGUUGAUUUUUCUGCAACGACUCGAAUUGAUACGAAAAAUAGACUAAAGCAGAAACAUAGGUCCGUCUGCUGAUCAAGACCAAUAAAAGAUAGUGUGGCAUAUGGCAGUGUAGAUUCGUUUCUGUUCCCAAGUCGUCCUCAUGCACGCGCACGUACACACACACACACACAUACACCGACCCAUCCACCUUCUGAUAUCGAAGAAGUGAGAAACAAGGGUCAAUCAAUUGAAUUGAUUACCACAGUUUCGUGCAUACAGCAGCUACUGCUAUCGAACAGGAUAGCGUAUCUCGUGAGUCAGUCGAUAUGGAGAAGGGCUGCUACUGUCUUGACCUGAAGAGCUGUUAGCACCGCGUACCACAACAUUCUUAUUCUGACGGAGCGUGUAACGGAGCAACAAUAAUACGUGUUACGUAUCGAACCGUUAGCGCGUAGCGACAUCCAACAAAGAAACAGACCACAAGAUGAACAACAGAUCGAAACGAACGUAUGCUAGACACAACGAGAAACAACAAAUUGUACGUACUGCAUUCAGCACCAACUAGUACUACUUCAACGGAUGAAGAAAAGAAAAAAUUAGAUGAAUUCAUCUUCACGAACAAGCUUUGAAGACACAGUCUCCGCCCAACGUUGCAAGCUGCCUGUUCUUUGGGUGGAAACUGUCUCACAGAGAAACAAUGAAUAGAUUUGUAUAUCUGUCGAUAUUCGGACAACGGUUAGCGUUCAUCGGAGUGACGUGACAGGGAAAAAGAGAGCACCAAAAUACAGGCGAAACUGGAAGAUAUUUGAGCCAAAUCUCUUUGGAAAUUACUUUCUUAGCGUGCUCGUCAUUUACGUGUAUGGUAUUAUGAUAGACAGAACUACCUCAGGACAGUAUAUAAUAACAAACGCAUAUUAUUAUACAGAAGAUAGAUGCUAUACAUAUUUAAGCGCGUUACUUUCUAGCAGCUCCAUGAGCCUAAAUGCUUCGUCGCCGUUAGCUCUGCACAGAAAGCUUCCAUUACUACUGCUACUUAAUAUUUACAAUAACCGAAAGAUACUGGUGUUCUAUGAUGAACUGAUCGGCAUUAGAAGUAUUAUUCAAAUUCGCAAUACCUAUCUAGAGACGGUGAUCAAUCGAGGCAGAUAGAAGAUGCGCGACUGCACAGAGGCUAAAAUCAAACAAUGGAAAACGUAUAGAAUAGAAGCAACAACAACAACAACAACAUCGGCAAAAAAAAUAACAAGGAAACGAUGGAAGUCAUUAAUUAGAAGAGCUACGAUGACAACGAUUUAUUAUUACGAUGAUCAAAAAUAACAAUCGGGAAAGAGAUUAGACCGUGACGGAGAAAACGUCAGCCACAAAUGACCAAGAGUUGUUAGACAUUUCUUCGCAGAAGCUCCUACUCUAGAGUGACGACUUAUGCGCGUAUUCAUAAUAGAUAACGAUUAAGAUCAGUAAGUGAAGCGCCAUUCAUAAUUACUAGUGAAAUCGGUGUGUGACGGCACAUCGAAGUACGGCAUCGUCGACGUAGACGAUGCCCUCAGCUCGAACUUUAUAUCUAUUCUAUAUUUAGUCUAUACUUGAUGCAUAAUAGACUAAUACUUCACUCGUCCAUAAGUGGGUUUAUGGUACAUAAAUUCCCUGCUGUUAUCAUCGUCGCGGAGCUCAAGCUUGAACAAUGCUAAAUAACAUUAACAUGAUUUAGCAUUAUUUUCCCAUCGACGCUGCCGUUGACAGAUAUGCGGGCGGACCUGGUAUAACUUUCAGCGAAAGUAACUUUACUCCGCGAAACCUGCCAGUGGCAAUUUUAUGCCAAUGUCCUGCUUCCGAAUCCAAAGGCGCCUCAGUUAUUAAAAGCGGUCGUUAUCGUCACCAACAGCAGACGCCCUUGCUGGCAAGCACGACCUGUAAACAGCAUUAACAAUGACGACGGCAGAGAAAAAUUCCGCAAACAACAACUGACAGACUCUCGCAUCGCGCGAACUUACCUGGAAGAAGAAGGGGAAGGGGGAGAGAGGGAAGUAAAGGUCGAGAAGUACCAUAUCACAGCAAAACUGUGCUUAUAAUAACAACAAAACCUUGAAUGCCAAUGACAAAACUUAGGACGAAAUCAACCAUCAAUCCGACUAAUACUGUUAAUAUACGGCAGCAAGCAACAUGUAAAAUUUUCCUAAUAUCUACUUUUCGUAAAGCGCCAAGUACAAGAAGUAUUUUGCUUCACCUUUCAUCCUCCGUUGUAGCUAUCUAGCGACUUAUUGCUACGACUGCCUCUCGUUAUGAGCUUCAACGUAGUACUACUACAAACACUGAGGGGAAGGAGAAUGAUGAUAUAUGAAGAAACGUGUGUACAUGAAGAGGCCAAACAAAAUAGAUGAUGAAGAGGUACCCUUGUAUCGUUAGAAACACAAUGUCAUGGUCAUUCCCUCUGAUUCACUUUCGGAAUGACAGUUGAUUUCGGAUGUUUAUAUAUAUACACAUACAUAUAUGUAUAUGCGUUAUAAAGAUACGGCGAUAUAAUAUAAGUAAUAUUGUCGGCGCUAAGCGCAAAAAAGACGAGGGAAAAGCAAGCAAUCCGAAACGCAAAACCCAACUAGAAAUAACAGUAAUUCAUAUAUAAGAUGGAGGAGAGAUCGGAACACUGAGAUAAAUGAAUAAAAGCAAUUCAACUACAAUGGGGAAUGACAUGUUAACGGCAGACAGCCCAACUACGAAUCCGUCUAAAGAUUGCUGUCACCUCUGUAGGUGUCCAUUGGUUUUGUUGCGCGCCCAUCGACCGAACGACCUUCACCGUGUUAUGCUUCGUGAGUACAUCUGGUUCGUCGCCGCCCGAAACGGUAAUAUUAAACUGGCGAAGUAAACAGUC